Histoplasma capsulatum G186AR is the source of this 1293-nucleotide messenger RNA. RefSeq lists its product as uncharacterized. The record is from RefSeq and is a predicted model, not a curated record. The coding region runs from base 1 to 1293 and encodes 430 amino acids. The transcript has a single exon. Lineage: Eukaryota; Fungi; Ascomycota; Eurotiomycetes; Onygenales; Ajellomycetaceae.
AUGUCACCUGCUCUACUAAAGGGGGUAUGCCGGACGGUACUCCAUUUGGCUUCGUCAAUAGAUAUCCUCGUCGACCGACUGGCUAUCGGCUGUAUAUCUGCUGAUCCUGAGCAAAAUAUGCAGCUGCUUCUACCUUUAUCUACUUGCAAUCUCGACGCUAUCCGGGGAUUGCUUCAAUCGGUACAAAUAUUCGAAUUGCAUGGCAAUGAACCAUGUCAAAUGCGCACCUCAAAAGCUCUCCAUGAGGCGUCAAAUUUGCUUCUGAGGUAUUCGAGCAGGGGAGCGCUACGUCAUUUGUUUGUGGUCACUGCAAAUUCAAGCAUAUCUCUAUCUGAAAUAUCCCCUAACAUAAGCAGUCGAGUGCGAUUUCACACCGUAUCACCAGAGCCGGCGUUGGGAAUAUGGGCUUCCGAGCCAAAGGAUGGUUGGCAUCUAUCUGUUAGUUUCAAUGACGAGGAAGAUAAAGAGGCUGUUCAUUCUCUGAAGGAGAAUUUGAAGCAAAUUAUGCGCCAUCUUCGCUAUGGACUUGACCCCGGUGUUCUGUCAAACUUGUCAAUAGAGCUAAAUGGACAAAAUGGUUAUGAGAUCGAAGCCAUUCUUGGUGAUACUAAAUGCACAGCUUUGCGGCCAGGGGAGAAGUGGACACUUCUUGUUAAAAUAAGAGCUGUCUCUGAAGCAAUGGAAGUGUCCUGUGGUCAUGGCGUCCUCACCAAAGGCGACUUGGAGCGGGGAGAUUCUUGGGCUAAAAAUCAAGCCGACAACUGCAUUCACCAAACGAUCGAUCAAUUUCACGGACUCCUUGGUCCCCCUGAUAGGGCUGCCGCUGAAAACAAUUUCAGCGUCAGGCUAGAACAUAGUCAUUCAGCACUAUCCAGCUCUGCGGUAAUUAAAUUGGAAAACAAAUGUGAAGUUGCCCGCAUCUCCCGCAACGAUGCAAUGUUCGGUCAAAAGAUCAGACAGACUCUUCCCAAAGAUGUCCGGAAGUUAUAUAUCGAGGGAAUCACCGUGCAAGGGAGAGCCAAACCAAUUCAUUCAAUGCAUUUGAGCUGCCAUCUUGACAACGACAAUCAUGGGGAACCAGAGCAGGGAGAAAAUAGUAGUGAACUUCCUUUCGCCCAUUCCCCAUUAGAAAUCUUACCGGAUCUGGAGUUGCAUAAUAGUCCCUUGGUAGAGCUGGGUAGUUUAAACCCGUUUCGAAAUUUGGUGAGAGGGUGUGAUGAUAGAUGCUUUCACAACUUAUCUCCGGAUGGGAAAAUCUCGGGAGAGCAGGCGUUCAUUUCACCAAUUACCUAG